GCCAGUUCGAACCGCAAGACGCUGCGAUCGCAUCGUGUGUUGAAGGACCCCGGGUUCUUUAGUGCCAAGAACAAAAGACAAAUACAGUGCUAACAGCAAACAGCGAAUAAUACGUACUCACGCAUAUACUGCGAGCAAAAUAAACUAAAACAUACAUAUCUGAUUAAACAAAAGUGCUCGGAAUAUAGAACCAAAGACCGCAAAUACAAACACAAAAAAAAAAGAACAGUGAAAAGCUAAGAAUUCUAGUGCGAACUAUCUGGCCAGCGAGGAUCCGAGGAUCGACGUCUGCAUGUCUUAUAGAAGUUAAGACACCAAGAGAGAGGAAGUAAGAAGGAUCCACUGCCAGCGCACCGCUUACAAGUCACCAUCACAGCCAUGGAACGUGUCCACCUGACCGCCUGGUUGGCCCUGUUCCUCUUAGUGGUAGCCACCGCCACGCCCACACCCGUUUCCUCACCCGCCGACUGCCCGGCUAAGUGCAUCUGCAGCUUAACCCAGCACUCGCACAAGCAGCUGUACCACCUGAAGUGCAACAGCACCGUGGGUCUGAGGCAGGCCGAGAAGUCCUUCCAGUCGACAGUUCCGGUGCACUCCAUCGAUCUGUCCCACCUGAACCUCACCCGCUUCAGCCAUGUACUGGACAAACUGCCGGAGCUCACCUCCGCCGACCUCUCGCACAACCAGCUGAUGGAUCUGGGUCACCUGGGCAAGGGCCUGAAGCGGCUGAACCUGAAGCACAACCGCCUCACCUCGGACAAGUUGAGGAAGCUGCCGCAGCAUCUGCAGGUGCUCAACCUGCAGCACAACAACAUAACCCACCUGCCCCUGGAGCUGACCCACAUGUACCAGUUGCGCCAGUUGGAACUCAGCCACAACGCCAUCAACUGCUCCUGCCAAACGCUGGAGGUGCGCAACUGGCUGGUGGAGCGCAUGGUCUAUAUGGAGCAUCCGGUGAUCUGCUCCUAUCCCCUGGAGUACAGGGGUCGCUCUUGGCUGCAGUUGAAGCAGGACGAGGUCUGUAAGAAGGAGAAAAUCCAAAGAUUCGACUCCGAGGCCGACGAAAACGAGUUGAUGAUGGGCGACCAGCCGGCAGUUGCUUCCGGAGAACGCGAGGAUGAAGACGAACUGGUCAAGGACUUCCUCCCACUCGUUGGAAACGCCGCCGCCACAAACAAGAAAGUUCGUUCGCCACAGGAACCCCUGCCUGGUGACCAGGUCGAGGGAUCCGGAGACCUCAGCGAAACCAACAUGGAGUUGCAAAUGCCAAAGGAGUACGGAGCUGAUCCAGAAGCUGCAGAGUCCCAAGUGGCGCCAGCUGUGGCCUCCACUUCUGCCCCGAAGAUAGAGGAACAUAUCGUGACGGACGAGGACGAAGAUGAUGAGGGUUCUGGCAGCGGAGGUGGUCUGUUAAUCAUUCCCGAUCCAUCUAAAGUGAAGAUUGCAAAGGAAGAAGAACUGGAGGAUAAGCAGGAUGACAAGGACGCUGCUCCUCUGGAGGAUCCAGACACCGUUUUUGGACCCUCGAUCGGAAUCUACAAGCCGCCUGGCAGCCAGGAGGAAUCGAAGCCUGUAGAGGAAGAAGUGAUCGUUCCCGUGGUGCUGACGAAAUUAAACGAAGGCGUGAAGUCGGAGGUAGUGACUGAUGGGCCAUUGGACAGCAGCAAGGAGUCCGAGGACAUCCUGACCGCCAAGAUAGGCAAGCCAAAGGACGACAGCAGUGCCAUCUACUAUCUGCUCGCCGUGAUUGGAUUGAUCGUUGUGGGCCUGGUGCUCUUCGUGGCCAUCAAGCGUUGCAAAUACGACAGAAAUGCAGCCCGAGAUGCGGAAGCCCAAAGGCAGACGGAGCUACUCGACAUGGACAAGAAGCAGCUGGGCAAGCCGCUGCACAAGAAUGGCCAUGGUAAUGGCCAGGAGCACUCUCCUCUGAUCGGUGAGAAGACCAAGCUGGAUGAGGCACAGAUUGUUAAGAAGCCCUACGAGAACGGAGAGACCAAGGACGGAGCUGGCCAGCAGCCCCUGCUCAAUGGCAAUGGCUCUGCCAAUGGAGGUGCCAAGGAUGCCCCCGAAAGCGAGGAACCCGCCGCCCAUGAAUACUACCCCAUCAGCCCGCGCUACCCCACUCCCCAGUCCCCGAGGGCCUCGAAGUACGCCCAACAACAGCAGCUCGCCGAGCAGAACAACAACGAACCGGAUGGCGCCUACCUGCCCUCGUCUCCCAAGUCCGGAAGAUACUCCCCUGUCUACUCGCCGGAGACGGGACGCGUCAAGAUCAAGCUGACGGAGACCCCGAAGCCCAAGACUCCGAUGUUGGUGACGCGCAGCAAGUCCAAUGCCGGGGACAUCAUCACCACGCCCGUCAGACCCAUCGAACCCACCCACCAGGUGGCACCCAUCAACGGCCACUGAUUUACGCUAUCCAUCAAUUCUCGACACAGCCCGACUUUCCCGACUUCGCCCCCGAGAGUGUUACCCACUUCAUUCGGAUCGGAUUUACACAAGAACUUUAACUUGUUUUCUAAAGACUAGAAAUUGAAUUCGAUUGGAUUGUAACCCAGGGAACAGGGGUGUAAUCCCUCCUCAGCUUCAUCACCAGCAACAUAAAGCAGCCCAACAGCAACACCUGCAACAAGCAACAUGCAACAUGCAACAUCUAGAAUAAACCAGAAAGAAGCCAAGGCGACGACAACAGAAAACUAUUCGAGUUAAGCACCCGACUCCCCUCUUAAGUGUGACCAACAAGUAGUGUUUUAGCCAUAAGUAAAUUAAUUACUCCUAAGCGUAAAUCUAGUUUAAUACCAAAGUUAAAAAAUAUAUGCGUAUAAAAUGAAUAACGAAAACCAUGUUAAUGAACCGGGGAAUAAACGGCAGCCGAUAACUCCUUUUUAAUGAUACGAUAAAUGCUUUCAGCCUGCAUCUGCAUGUGAACUUCACACCAUACUUACUGUAUAUGUACUUUCGUAACCUACCUAUAUACUGUAAUCUACUUAAGUUUCCUUCUCUUGUCAAACUAUAUUGUGUGAAUUCAUUAAAUGCGAGAGAAUUAUCAAAUUAAA
Messenger RNA from Drosophila eugracilis, 3056 nucleotides. RefSeq names its product protein windpipe (gene wdp). The transcript is spliced from 3 exons. Lineage: Eukaryota; Metazoa; Arthropoda; Insecta; Diptera; Drosophilidae. Gene Ontology annotation, molecular function: protein binding. The record is from RefSeq and is a predicted model, not a curated record. Bases 379 to 2409 code for a protein of 676 amino acids.